AUGAAGUUCGUUCUCAGUUUUGCUCUGGCCUCCCUUGCCGCGGGUGUCUCCAUCCGUAGCCCUUCCACCAACCUGUAUGAGGGUACCAAGGUGUACCAUGUCAAGACCGGCCGGCAUCUAGCAGAUGUUCAAAAGAGACUUGCAGUGUUCUCCCACAAUGUAUGGGAAUCAGCCUCCGACCAUAUCGAUGUUGCAAUUCCUCGCCAUGAAGUUGCCAGGUUCGAAGCACUGGGUCUAGACACACGCGUUCUACAUGCAGACCUGGGGGCUUCGAUUGCUGCUGAAUCAGAGGUUAAAUCGACAUGGAAGAGGCAGGAGUACAAUACCAGUGGCGACUGGUUUGACAGCUACCACUCCUACGAGGACCAUAUCGAGUACUUUAAGGAGUUGCAAGAGUCGUUCCCAGAGAACUCGAAUUGGACAAGUUCGGGUACCUCCUACGAGGGCCGUGACAUCUAUGGUAUUCAUAUGUGGGGCGCCGGUGGCCCAGGAAAGCCCGCUGUCCUUUGGCACGGCACUGUCCACGCCAGAGAGUGGAUCGUUGCUCCGACACUGGAGUACAUUACCAAGCAACUCAUUGAUGGCUACAAAUCUGGCGACAACCUUACCCAGACAUUCUUGAAUAGCUAUGACUUCUACAUUUUCCCAAUUGUCAACCCAGAUGGCUUUGUGUACACUCAGACCACAGACAGGCUGUGGCGCAAGAACCGCCAACCACCCCCGGCCACUGCUGCCAACCAGACCUGCUACGGCCGCGACAUUAACAGGAACUGGGAGCACAACUGGGAUGCCAACACCCGUGGCGCAUCGAAGAACGAAUGUUCGCAAGUCUACCGUGGCGAACGCCCUCGUGAUGCGCCGGAGAAUGCCGCAAUGGACGACUUCCUUCGUAAUCUCCGUGACAAGCAAGGCAUCAAGCUCUACGUCGACUGGCACAGCUACAGCCAGCUCAUCCUCUGCCCCUUUGGCCACGAUGAGUAUCUCUACGCACCUCAGCUCGGCAAAUGGACAAAUGCUGCAUCGCUGAUGAGUCAGACCAUCGCAGCCAACUCUUCAAACGCGACUACAUACACUUUUGGACCUAGUGGUGCUGUACUGUACCCCACUACUGGUGUUGGCGUCGAUCACGUGUACGCUGUGGGUCGGGCAGAGUGGUCCUACACCAUCGAGUUGCCGGACACUGGUGCCUUUGGUUUCGUGCUUCCGCCUGAGCGCAUUCGCCCUGCUGCUGAAGAGUCCUGGGUUGGCCAGAGGGUUCUGUUGAACUUGUUGGACGAAGUAUUCUUUGACGGACAAGGACCUGCUAUAUCCUACUAG
This is a messenger RNA of Macroventuria anomochaeta, 1317 nucleotides long. RefSeq lists its product as uncharacterized. The transcript has 4 exons. The coding region runs from base 1 to 1317 and encodes 438 amino acids. The record is from RefSeq and is a predicted model, not a curated record. NCBI's taxonomy places the organism in Eukaryota, Fungi, Ascomycota, Dothideomycetes, Pleosporales, Didymellaceae. Gene Ontology annotation, molecular function: zinc ion binding; metallocarboxypeptidase activity. Gene Ontology annotation, biological process: proteolysis.